GACUAGUUUCACCCAGAUUGCUGGACACACUAGUUUCUCACCCCUCCUCGUCUAAAGGUAGUUGAGUGGGAAAAUGACGUGCAGAGACACUCUGACUGGUGGUGGGAGAAGAUGACUCCAUCCUCAGCCUCACGAGUUCCCCAAUCACCAUCCGAAAGGGCGUCAGGAACGAGAUUGACUCGCGGCUGGCCCUGGCAUCGUCACCAGCAUUGGAGAGCAGAUGGGAUCGGAACAAGGGAGUUACCCCAGCAACGUUGCGAUGGUCGCAGAGAGAGGGGCGGCGCAGAGUUGGAUCGGUGGCAUUUCGUUGGUCUGUUAAGUCAAGAGUGGCUGGUUCUCAGCUGCGGCUCAUCUUUUGCUUUGCUGAAGUUAAACUGUAACUGGGAGAAAGAGGGAAAAGUGGAUGAAUUGAGAGAAAGGAAGGAAGAAAGAAGGAAAGAAAGAAAGAACAGUAAGAAAGUUGAGAGAGAAUAUUCACUUUCUUGAACUUCCACUUCUUUCCCCCCUCUCUUUCCCCUUCCUCCCUACUUCAUUCAACAACUUCCUCUUUCUCCUUCUUCUCUUUCUUCCUCCCUCUUCUUCAUCAUUCCCAAUCAAAACCAUCGGGCAUCGUCUCUUUCUCCCCUGACUGACUGACUGACUUGUUCUCGUCGGGUCAUCGUCCUUGCUUCUCUCCAUUCCUGCCCGAACAAAGUCAUUGAUCUUCUCUGUCUCCUCUUCUUCCUCGUUGCUUUUUCCUGUCUCUC
Molecule: messenger RNA, 746 nt
Organism: Aspergillus costaricaensis CBS 115574
Lineage: Eukaryota; Fungi; Ascomycota; Eurotiomycetes; Eurotiales; Aspergillaceae
Exons: 1
Coding region: 112-486 (124 amino acids)
Source: RefSeq, a predicted model, not a curated record